CAGUAUAGAAUGGCUCAGCUGUACCUAUAUCGGGCACUGUGUAGUGACAAUUACAGUUUAGUUAGAAGUCGGAGAUGUCGUGUGUGUUUACGUAUGUAUAUAUAUCAAAUAAUUGGCGCUAGGUGAUCCACGGGGGGACGACAGUUCAUGUCUACCGCUCAUGUGUGUAACACUGGAAAUAUAUGUGGAAAUAUGGUGCGCGCACCGCAAGUUGUCAAGUUUGUUGUAUUCAAGCAUAUCAGCAGCAUCUAAGUAUUAGAAUCCGUCGUAAAAAUAGAAGAGGAAGUGUAACGCAGGCGGGUACAGAAGUUUCCUGCUAUUGGCAGCUGUGCGUCCUGAAGUGAGCGAUAGGUGGCGCGUUUGCAAAUCGCAGUGAACUUCAUUUCGUUGUGAUAGACUCGCGACGAGCCGAGUUGUAGAAAAAGAGAGACAAGUGUUGUAAGAGUGUUUUGAAUAUUUGAUCCUUCCCCGUAGGCGUUGAUGAUAUCGAUAGCGUAUAAUCAUACCCGUUCAGUUCCUUUACUACGAAUCCAGUUUAGGCAUGUUUGUUGAGUGACGUAAUCAAAGUACAAAUACCGCAUAUCAACGAAUAUUUUUCUUACACGAGACAUCGAAUGUGAAAAUCAAAUAUUAAGCGAUAAGGCUAAACGGAAGUAAAAAACGACAAUUCUUCACUAAUCUGGGUGUUUACACGUCCGCGUAAUUCAAAGUGUGAAUCCGAAAUUGGCAUCUUGGCACUGUGUCGUUUGUCAAUUGUUUCUCAUUUACCCACCUGUAAAAUAUUAACAUAGAAGAUUGAAAAAUGGCUACAGACUGCGGCGAAGGCGAUUACCUCGGUGCGUAUCGUCGGUUUUUCGAACAUUUUGUCGCCCAGGUCGACCCCGAAGACCAACUACCUGUAAAAGUCAGCUCGUACGAUCUCACGGAAGCUGAGAUCAGCGGGGAAAUAAUCGACUGGACGCUACAGUAUCUCAAUCAAAAGUAUUGUCCACCUAGUCUACAAUCAUACCUGGUCCGAUUGGUAUUGGAGGAAGUGAAGCGGAUUUGCAGUAAACAGUCAGAGGCAUGCGGCUGGCGAUUUCAGGAUAACACUUUCGCACCACUUAGACUGAUGCAGGUUGUGAUCGGUAAGGUCAAUGAGAUCUGCCUACGUUAUUUGGAAAACAGUAGGUUAGCGUUACUACCACCUCCUCCGUCCACCCCAAUUCCAUUGGUCUCGAGAUGCGCGAUCAAAAAUAGCAGGCGGAAAAUGGAAGAUCGUCACGUGGUCAUACACGACUUGCACACCAUAUUCAGUAUUCAGGAUGAUUCUCCAGGACACUACUAUGCGGUCUUUGACGGGCACGCCGGGCAAGAUGCAGCGGUAUAUUGUGCAGCUCAUCUUCAUCAAUAUUUAGCGGAGAGUAAUCAUUAUCCCACAGAUCCUGAACGUGCCUUGCGAGAUGCUUUCCUUACCACAGAUGCACAUUUUAUUGAAAAAUCAAAUAAACAGAAUCUCAACAGUGGGACAACGGCAGUCUGUGCUCUACUGUCAAAAAGAAAGCUCUAUAUCGCUUGGGUGGGUGAUUCUCAAGCCGUGCUUGCUAAACGAGGCCAAAUAACUCAACUUGUAAAUCCUCAUAAACCUGACAGAGAUGACGAACGGGAGCGUGUAAACGAUAUGGGAGGAGCAGUCAUCCAUUGGGGAAUAUGGCGGGUAAAUGGACAGCUUGCAGUUUCAAGAGCUAUAGGUGAUGUACAAUACAAGCCGUACGUGACAGGGGAUCCGGAUAUAAGAUGUAUUCCCCUGGACGGGACAGAAGACUUCUUAAUCGUUGCGUGCGACGGUCUCUGGGAUUACGUCAGCGAGGCCAUGGCUACAACCCUCGUGUACCAACAACUGCGAGACGAUCCUCGUGACCUUGAAGUCGUGAGCCAACGUCUGGUGUACUUUGCAAGGAGCCAGGGUUCGACCGACAACAUAUCAACGAUCGUCGUAUUUCUGACAGAUCCUUGUCAGAUCGCGGCACGACAUCCCUCAUCUCAUCCGCUGCUCGCGGAUGUCCAGCUGAACAACAUGGAGUCGACGAAUCCUUUCCUGAGCAACGCCAACGGGCUGCAGUUUGACGAGAAUCCGUUCGGCAAGCAGCACCAACAACAGACCAACGGCACCUGUGCCGAUAACGAUGAAAACCUUCGUUAUGACGGACAUUUCGACGCGCCGAGUAACGGGAAACAUCCAAAUUGCCCGGCCGAGUACGAAAGGAACGCUCACGGUACACGGAACAAUGAACAGGACGACGACGACGAGGAUGACCUUGGUCCCGAAACCGACGUCGACGCUGUAGACGAUGGUCUUGUGCUAAUCGGACCUAACGAGAACAUCUCGCGCAAGCUUUUCCCCGAAGGAAAGCAUCGCGAUGACCAGGAGCUAUUUGAACAUAAAGAAGCUCUCGUACUCCAGAGCGAAUCGGUUGUUUCGCACCUGUCUGCAGAACCUGAUCAGCAUGCAGUAAUACCUGAAGCAGAUAAUGUAGCAGAUAGCGAGGACUCUGAGGACGAGUGGAACUAUUAUCCGAACAAGGAAAAGGAGCGAACUACGCCUGCAGAGGUGGUCGACCACAAAAACGACAAGGCGACAACCAGCGUCAAGCCUACGAACGAAGCAGUUGAUUGUCCAAACGAAACUCAAUUGCCAGAAGCUGUGGACUUUGGCAAAGACGAUUUACAGGAUCACCACAAGGAAAUAAAUAAGUCAGAGCAAAUUGAUUCUGAUAUUUGUGCCAAACAAAAACUACAAGUGGAAUUCGCAACCAGCGAAGCAGGUCAAGAAGAUAUGGAUUUCCAAUUAAAUCCAAACGCAGCGGAAUUCGUCCCGGUUUCUCCGCCAACAAUGCUAUCAACCAGGACAGGCUUGACCAAUGAUUUCCUUCUGUCAGGGUCACCCCAAAAGCAGACCCCUGAAAUGGAUGAUAUACCAGUACCCAGUCAAGGAGAGUUUCAGAUUGAAGUGUCCCUCCGCCCCCAUGAAACCGAAAAUUCGAACGAAGAGUCGACCAAGAAUUUGCUGCAGCCUGAAUUCACAGAUUACUUAACGGAUCCGCAGAAAACCGGGAACCGAACGCCCCAUGGCUUAGAUGAGUCUGCAAUAUCAUCCACGAGAGCUGAAUUCGGCGACGAAUCAACGACUAGCUUCAUGACAACAACGGAUUUCCAAAGAACUGGAAUAUCUAUCACAGACGACUCGUUUGCAGGUUCUGAACGCGGAGAUUAUGACAUUUCCAAAGAUCCUAUGGCAAUGUCCUUUACACCAGGCGAUUUCCAAGCCGCAUUUGACCAGGGCUGUGACUUGAACAUCGUACACCAGCUUAACGACUCGGACCUAAUGGGUGAUGGGGACGAGGAAAACACAGGAGAUAUAAACAAUGACGGUCUCACUGCUCAGUCACCCGAACUUCAUCCAGAGCUCACAACUCUUGUCACCCCUGGCUCCGAUCACCCUCCACCGACAGUCGCUUUCCCGGAUAGUAGAAACGAACCAAUGCUCGAUCUGUUGGGCGAAAAGAUCGAGAAAAAUGACGACCUGCCUGGAACGGAAAUAUCCAAUCCAUGUUCCCCAGAACCAUUGAUAGCAAAUGAGACUAGCCUGAUGUCUGGAAUGGUGGAGUUGAUUCCAUCCUUCAGUACAGCCUCCGGUAACGUUGUCAACACACCGUCACCACAAAAUUAUUCAGGAGACACAGGGUAUCAUGCUGUAGACUCUUUCUCAACGCUGGAUAGUGGCAUCACUCCAGAACCAGCGCCGCGUGUUUUCUGUACAGAACUCGGUGAAGCGGAAGUUCUCGGUAAAUCGACGCAGAUUGAUAUUGAAACUAACAUUUCCCCAGUUCCCAAAAUUCUCACGUCAGCCUCGCCGGGCAUGGAAACCACUAGCCACCUCGAGAUCUCAACCUGCCCGAAGCCCGCCAUUUCAUCGUCACCGAAUUCACCAAUGCCUGCGACUGAAGGUGACACGACUUUACCAGUUCGGAAUGAAGUUACGGACGUUUCUGAAUAUGUUUCAUUCACAAAAACCGAAAACAAAGACUCCCGAUUAUCACCACCACCCACGAGCGAACCUCCGGUUGAGGAAGGGGAUGCAUUUGCAUCGCGAAAAGAAGAGUCGCAUUCAGAUCUUGAUGCUGACGAAAGAAAAGUUUCAACGCCGUUUGAAGGUAUUCCUAUCACACCACCCGUGGCUCCGAAUGAAUCAUGCCUCAAUGAAGAGGUGAAUACUUCGCCUGAUGAGCAUUUCAAGCUUAUGCUGGAUGAAACGUCAACCCAAGAAUCACCAAAUACUGACAUUGAAAAGCAGAAAAUUCUUGAAGAACUUUAUUCUGAAAUUCCUAAGCAAGAGGUCAUGCACGAAUCACAGUUUCACAACAAGUCGACCGAGGAUUUGGCGCAAAACAAAAUUCUGCUUAAUUUCACACAUUCUCCGCUUAGCAAAGAUAGCAUUGCGCCGGAAGCAUUGAUGUCAGAGCCGAUUGCACAGCAAGAGAUUACAUCAGCAUUGUCUUCUGAGCCGGAAGUUACAGAAGAUAGAGCUCUAGAACUAAGAGACGAAAUGCGGACAGAAAAUAACACCAGUACAGAGGUGGAAUUGCAUAAGGAAAUCGUACUGGAUAAGGAAACUACUGUUCCUGAAAGAGAAGUGUCCGAAGGGGACCCAAAAACUCUGGAGAACGCUAUCAACAAAGAACCAAAAAUUGACACACCAGUUAUGAACCUAUCCGAAUCCAUGCAGGAAUUCACUGGCUUGGAAAAACAAUUGAAUCCUGAACUACAUACUGUUCGUCCAUCAAACGGAAUAAUUGUGGAACCCGAAGUGAAAACCGAAUCUCAAAGCCUGGCCCCUGAAGCUGUUGAAAAUUCAGUUGAGAAGAGCACUGUAGUGAAAUACGAUGAUUCUAGGGAACUAGAAGAAAGCGAGACGGUGGCAAAAAUUCGAGAAGAUGAAAAGAAUGACAAUGCAGUGUCAAAGACUGAUGAGUUGUUGCCUCGUGCACCUCUGUCCCCAACUGUGGCCGCGUCUGUUGCCGUUGCAGCAGCAGCCACUGCAGCAACAGUUACAGCAUCACCUACUACAAAAACAGCAAAGGUGAAACCUGCGGCCAAAACAGGAUCCAGAACUACGACGGCGGCGAAACUCACAAACAAAUCAACACCAACAUCUCCAACAAAAAGUGUUGGUGCAGCUCAGCGAGUGAUUGGAGCUUCAGCACCAAAAAAAGCAGUUACCGGUAGCACUAUAUCUCGUCCCAAACAUCUGGAGACUGCCAAAACGUCUGUCACUGGCACUAUUAAUAAAUCUCCAGCGGCAAAAGCUCCUGUGAAAGUGGCUUCUCUGACCAAGACGUCAACAACUCGCACCAGUGUAUCCUUAACAGCAGCACCCAGGUCGAAACCAUCCAGCACUACUUCUAAACCUACUCCAAUUUCCAGUGACAAGAAAUCUACAGCCAACGGUGAUGUGAGAACUUCCAGCAAGUCAGCUCUUUCUAAGCCGGCAACCCGUUCUUCGACAGGUAUGUCAACCACUGUCUCCAAGACUACGAUGAAGCCGUCAGCAACAGCUCGUCCAACUUCUGCUACAUCUACUACAACAACAGCAAAACCGAGGUCUGUUUCCGCUACAACUACGUCUGCAAAACCUAAGCCAACAAGCACCUCUGUAUCUUCACCUCGUCCAAAGACCGCUACAACUAUCGGCGCGACUGGACUUGUAGCAAAACCAAAAUCUGCUAUGCCAAAAUCGCCAGCAGCUGACAAGCAGGCAAAAGAGACAACGAAUAAACAAUUGUCCUCAGCACGCGCAAAUGCAUCAACGCUAAGCAGAACUGGACGUUCUUCGGUAACGGGUACGAGCACCAGUUCAACCACUGCUAAGCGAAACUUGACGAGUAAAAAUGCUGCUCCAGCUACCACACCGCCGCAAAAAAAACCAGCGCCCAUAACGAGACCAGGGGGAAAAUUGUCAGCGGUAAAAAAUUCUACGACAAAGACAACGAUAACGACUUCAAUUGAGGCCGAACACGUCCAGAACGGAAUUACUGAAGUGCACGAGCAGAAGACGAUAAUAUCAACUAGUACUAUCGAAGAAGACGUACCGCAAAAGGAUGCAUCUCUGGUCACAUCAUCGACUGAUAAUCAACUGAUCAUGACUGCUGACUGAAUACGACUUGGAUCGUCGGAGUAUUACAACAAGGACCAUUACGCACAAGUGCGCAUACUUAAUUUCGGAAUAGCUUGCGCCGAUAGUAUACGCCGCGCUACUGUAGUUUUCUUAUGAAUUCGAAAAGUGAAUUGAAAAACCACAAUGCAUUCACAGUAGUAGAUAGGAAAGUAAAGAGUAAAAAUUUAUACUAUAAUGUUUACGUAAUGGUAAGAAUUAAAGUAAAAAAAAAAAAAAAAUGACAAAAAAAACGAAAAACGGAAAAAAUAUCUAUCAAUUCAUAAUUAAGAAA
Messenger RNA from Neodiprion fabricii, 6485 nucleotides. RefSeq names its product mucin-5AC-like. Gene Ontology annotation, molecular function: cation binding; protein serine/threonine phosphatase activity. The coding region runs from base 803 to 6193 and encodes 1796 amino acids. The transcript has 10 exons. NCBI's taxonomy places the organism in Eukaryota, Metazoa, Arthropoda, Insecta, Hymenoptera, Diprionidae. Gene Ontology annotation, biological process: negative regulation of protein kinase activity; protein dephosphorylation. The record is from RefSeq and is a predicted model, not a curated record.